CAUUUGAGAAAUAUAUUAAACAGUUUGAAAAUACAAGAUAGAUAAAAUAAUAGAUAAAACAACAUAAGUUAUAGCAUAAAUUUAAUUAUUAAUAGUAUAUCAAAAUAUACAUCAAAAUGAGUCUUGAAAAAACAUUCAAUAAAGCAACACAUUAUUUACAGUUAUUAGCUUCAGAAUUAAAUUCUGCAGAACUUUUAAAAUUUUAUGCUUUAUACAAGCAAGCUACAAUUGGGCCUUGUAAUAUUUCAAAACCUAAUUGGUAUCAAAUGCAAGCAAGACAAAAAUGGGAAGCAUGGAAAGGUCUUAAUGACAUGAGUUGUGAUGAUGCUAUGAAUAAUUAUAUACAAGAAUUAACUAAACUUAAUCCUAAUUGGGAAGAAAAUGUACAAUCUGAAUCUAGUAAUUGGGUUGCUAUUAGUCGGUUUAUAAAUAUGGAAGAUGAAAUAAAUGAUGUGGAUAAAACUUUUUUGGAUUGGAUAAAAGAAGGACAAGUAGAAAAAGUACAAGAAUUAUUGGAUAAAGAACCAAAUCUUAUAAAUAUAAUGGAUUCAGAAGGUUUAUUACCCAUUCAUUGGGCUGCAGAUCGAGGACAUUUGAAAAUUAUAGAACAAUUAAUUAAAAAAGGAGCAAGUAUAAAUUCACAAGAUGAAGAUGGACAAACACCAUUGCAUUAUGCAGCAUCAUGUGGACAUCUUGAUGUUGUAAAAUAUUUAAUUUCUAUUGGAGCUGAAUCUAUAAAAGAUAAUAAUGGUAUGAUACCAAAAGAUAUUGCUGAUGAACAUUUAAGAAGUAUAUUAUAAUUAAUAUUAAUAUAUCUAAUCAUGUAUAUCUAAUAUAAAUUAAUAUAAUUAUAUCUAAUAUAUCAAUUAUGUAAUAGCUAAAUUUAUUAAUAUAUAUUAAUAAAUUGAAUUAAUGAUUUUUUCAUGGUA
Apis mellifera (honey bee) is the source of this 929-nucleotide messenger RNA. RefSeq names its product acyl-CoA-binding domain-containing protein 6. The record is from RefSeq and is a predicted model, not a curated record. NCBI's taxonomy places the organism in Eukaryota, Metazoa, Arthropoda, Insecta, Hymenoptera, Apidae. The coding region runs from base 117 to 800 and encodes 227 amino acids. The transcript has a single exon. Gene Ontology annotation, molecular function: protein binding; fatty-acyl-CoA binding.